Lutzomyia longipalpis is the source of this 3243-nucleotide messenger RNA. RefSeq lists its product as uncharacterized. NCBI's taxonomy places the organism in Eukaryota, Metazoa, Arthropoda, Insecta, Diptera, Psychodidae. The record is from RefSeq and is a predicted model, not a curated record. The transcript has 6 exons. Bases 303 to 1991 code for a protein of 562 amino acids.
AGCAGUUGUUUGUCGUCAGUCGACCAGUUAACAUCUCUUGUUGCACUUCAUUUACAACAAGUGCUUCCGCUUUCACCUCCGUCUCGCACCUCAAGGUGGUCGCGCGAUUAGAACGUCGUGAUUUAUCAAUUAUCACCAACGUGCUCUUGUUACGUUCUCCACCCGCAUACAAUUGGGUGAUUGCGUGACACACAAUAAACUAUGUGUUGUACCCAUCAGCGGUAGCUUUCUUCCUCUCUCGCUCUGUCUUUCUCUUUGCCAUUUAUGGGUGUUGCAGUUAAGAAGUGAAUGACUGCCCAAGGAUGUCCAGCACGCAGAAGAUUAUUUUCGUGAUUUCCUGCCUCUUGGUCCAUUCAGGAGCACCACCCCCAAAUAUGGUGGACAUUGAUAUUUGGGGCGAUUCCACGAGCAAUAGCGUCCACAGUGAAGGUGCUGAGAGAUUCUCCAGCAAUGUGACAAAAUCAAUUGGACGCACGUCGAAAGCUGCUUUUUGGAGACAAUUUACAGUUCUCGGUUUCCUCUCACCUCCAGUCAACGAUGAGUGCCUCUCUGGAGACGGUCGUCGCUCUGGAAUCUGCCUCAAUGUCUACGAGUGCCGCCUCCAAGGUGGGACGUCCAACGGAGAAUGUGCUCUGGGCUUUGGAGUCUGCUGUGUCUUUAUCGCCACAUGCGAUCAGGAAGUCUUCAACAACAUCACCUACAUUGUUUCACCAAGUUUCCCAGCAUCUUUGGCGCGUGAUGUGAAAAGUUGCAAGCUGAAGAUAAAGAUGAUUGACGAGGACAUCAGUCAGCUGAGAUUUGACUUUAUCCACUUCCAGCUGGGACAGCCAAAUCGCUGGACGGGGAUUUGCGAAGGGGACCUCUUCAGCCUCACUGGGAGUGUCUCAAGUCAGAGUGACUUCAAGAUUUGUGGCCAGAAUAGUGGACAACACAUUUACUACAAUGUGGAAACAUUAGCGAAGCCUGGAGGGCGACAGAAUCCUGAAGCACCACCAGAACCGAGAUUCGUGGAGGUUCUGAUGAAUUUCACAGACACUUCAUUCCUCUCACGCCUCUGGGAAAUCCGCGUAUCGCAGAUUCCUUUCAGUCAAAAAGCCCCAACGGGUUGCCUGCAGUACUUCACAGGCAAUGAAGGCUUAAUCCAGACGUUCAAUUAUGCCGAAAAUGGGCGGCAUUUGGCUAAUCAGAACUAUCGGGCGUGCAUCCGGCAGGAAACUGGGAUGUGCUCCAUCGCCUAUGAGCCCUGCAAUCCCUACUCAUUCCGAAUAGGGCAACGACAGAUGUACUACGGUGGCUAUCCGGGAUAUGGAGGAUUUCCCGGAGCACCAGGUGCAGGUGCUGGUGGAUUUCCUGCUGGUGGUGGUGCAGGAGGACUAGGAUCAUCGGGUGGAGUUCCCAUUGGGACAGUCAAUAGCGCCCCACCGGGCAGUGGGGGUGUCCUUUCCGAUCCUGUUGCCGCUGAAACAGCACCCAAUGGUGCAGCAGAUGCCACCAAUGGUGUUGCACAGGCUGAUGCACCUGGUGAGGCUGCAGGAGAUGGAGUUUCAGCUGAUGAUGCAGCUGCAGCACCCCCCGAAGCUGGGAGUGAUCCAUCAGACGUUGUUGAGAAUGAUGAAAUAGUAGAUGAUGCAGCUGAUGAAGCAGAAGGAUCUGGUGGUGGAGGAUUUUUCAGUUCACUCUCAUCACUCUUUUCCUUUAGGGGAUGGCGCAGUCUUGAUGAUCGCAAUGGCCGUCAAUUCUUCCCCUUUUGCUCAGACAGAAUGACCCUCCCGUGCAUCGUGGAGGACUUCAUUGGUGCCAGUGAUGUAUCAAUGUGCCGACCUGUUCACUGUGGCAACAGCCUAUGUCCUCCGGGACAAACACCCUGCCGCGUGGAGACGUCUGUGACACCUUUCGGGAUUGGAUUUCAUUUUGGUGAGGGAGUUAAUAAGGGGAGUCCCGAGGAGAACAUUGGCGCCUGUCUUCGAUGGACACAAAUGCCAUGUCUCUGAGUAAAAGAUAAAAGAAAACUCACCCUUUUUCUUAACAAUCUUGAAAUUUAUUGUAUAACUUUAAUUUCUGUCACUCUUUUUUUGUUAAAUAAUCUCUCUUAGAUUUCGCGUAAUUCAUCUUAAAUGGAAACAAUGGUUGAUUUUCUUUUGUCCUUUGCAUAAUUUUUUUUACUGUGAUACAGUCCUUUUGUCCACGGGACUCUUGCGCUCAAUUGUAUAAAGUCUCAAAAUGUUUCUCUUUUCUCUUUUGCAUGUCCUUAUCCUGCAUAAGUUGAAUGAUAUAUACUUUUCGUGAUUCUUCCUCGAAAAAAAGAAAUGGGUAAAGGUUUCUGAAUGUAAGGAAAGAAUUUUUUAUGCGAUGUGUAUUGCACACAGUGUAUGAUUGGUAGAAGUUUUUCAUUUUUUUUUACAAUAAUAUUAUGUUAUUUUUUCCCAUCCUAAAUUGUCAGGUUUAUUUGAUUUAAUAGCUUUAUGUUUUAUUUAUUCUUUUCACAUGAUAAUUUUUUUUAUUUUAAUAAAGAAAGAAAUGUGUGAAAAUGAUAAAUAUUUAUGUGUCGCAAUGGUGUGAAUGAGAUUCAUUUUUUUAUUCAUAAUAUUAGUUAAUUUGAAAAUGUAUAUUUGUGUUUGGAUGUGUGAGGAAAGCUAUUACAUUUAUAAAUUUUAUCAAUUUUUUUUUCUCUAAAUAUUUAUUAUUAUGUUUAUGAUAGUUUUUUUUUCAUUUAUUUAAGAUAAAUUGUAUUUUCUUUGAAUUUAGUAUUUAAAUUAAUAUCUCUGAUGGCCGAUUUGUGUUUUAGGUUCCCCGCAUUAUUUUGUCCUACAUUUUUUACUUUACAUUUGACCCCCAUUUGGUUUUUAUUUUCAUUCUCUCUUGAGUGAUAUUUUAUUUUCAAUUUCUCUAUUACACCCUUUUUCUGUCACCCUUUUUACUGACACCUUGUUCGGCAUUUUAACUACGUUUUAUCACAUUAAAUGCUUGUUUUGUUUCUCUUUUUUUCACGAUUUUUCAAUCACCUUAACGAUAGAGUUUACAAACGUGAACAAAAUUUAGAAAAUAAUAUUAUCCGUAGUCUUACAAUGUACCUUCUAUAUCUCUUUAGUUUAACUUUAAGUUGUUCUUUUCUUUUUACUUUAAUUACAAAUAUAUAUUUAUUUAUUUUUGGUAUAUAUAUUUCUUGUUAUCAAAUAGCUAUAGACACACAUAAAAUGGAAAUUGUGUUGCCACUUUGAGUGUAAUAAAAAAAAUCUUAUUGUA